AGUUCAUUUAUAAGUGAUCUGUCAUCUUCCGCUGCAACAGGUGAAGGCUGAGGUUCGACUUUCCAACUUCUCCAGACGUCCUCGCACUUCUCCAAAGUCCUGGAAGAGCUCUAAUCAUGGCCGCAAACGUCCAAGAAAACAUUUAUGAACAAAUCGAAGACACGGCAGAAAACAUAUAUGAGAAGCCGUAUGAGACCCUAAACAUCAACACAGAGGCGAAAUAUGAGAAUCAAGGCGUGAGUAAGGAAAUUCAGGAGGAACCGUUGUACAGCACGGUCAAUCAUCCGUCUCCUGAAUACAUGAAUACGAGAAGAACAUCUCAACACAGUUCAUCCUCCAGUGAAGCAGGAGAGCAGCUCGAAAGCGAGAUGCCUAAUGGAGAUGGUUACGAGUCUUCAUCUUCAGAGGAAUCUGGAGACCCUUGUGAUGAUAAGCCCUCACUGGCCAGCGACGACCUGCUCAUGGCUUACAGUCUCCCAGAAGACAGAUCUCCAGAACCCGAGGAGGUAGUUGACUACAGCCUGAAGGACGUGCCAAACAGCCCCGUGGAAGAGACACCUGCAGCUAUCGACCCUAACCAGCCGAAUAUUGCGCUUUAUGUCAAGGCUGGUAGUGAUGGCGAGAGCAUCGGAAACUGUCCGUUCUCCCAACGCCUCUUCAUGAUCCUCUGGCUCAAAGGUGUGGUGUUCAAUGUCACCACUGUCGACCUGAAGAGGAAACCAGCUGAUUUGAACAAUUUGGCUCCAGGCACUCACCCUCCUUUCCUGACCUUCAACGGUGAGGUGAAGACAGACAUUAACAAGAUCGAGGAGUUUCUGGAGGAGGUUUUGGCACCACCAAAGUACCCCAAACUCGCAGCCAGGCACAGGGAGUCAAACACAGCUGGGAAUGACAUAUUUGCAAAGUUCUCAGCUUUCAUAAAAAACACUAAGCCAGAUGCGAAUGAAGGUCUGAAGACUGGUUUGACAAAGGCACUCAAGAAGCUGGAUGACUACCUGAACAGUCCCUUGCCUGAUGAGGUAGAUGCCGACAGCAUGGAGGAGGAAAAGGCCUCCAACCGCAAGUUCCUGGAUGGGAAUGAGCUGACUCUGGCAGACUGCAACCUGCUGCCAAAGCUCCACAUAGUGAAGGUCGUUGCCAAGAAAUAUCGGAACUAUGACAUUCCCACCGAUUUGACAGGUGUGUGGCGUUACCUGAACAGUGCGUAUGCACAAGAAGAGUUCACCAACACCUGUGCCGCCGACAACGAGAUCGAAUUAGCAUAUAAGGAUGUGGCUAAGAGGCUAACUAAGUAAAUAGAUGAACAAAUUUGACACACAUAGACUUGGGUAGAUCUUUUCUUGGGCAAGAGAUGAUGUUUUUCAUAUAAUUCAAAGCUGUUGAUCCCAAACUACAAGCUAGUAGUUUCAUUCAUCCAGGGUCCUGAUAAUCAGUCAAGACUGGUGGUCUAAUAUAAUUAUUAUGCAUAUUCACCAGCUCUUACUCAUCUCAUAUAAACAUUGUCCCAAGCGAGUUGCUAUUGUAUCUCUAUUUAAAGAGACUUCACAUUACUGUUGUCUGUUGUUCUUCCUGUUUUAUUCUAUUUAUCAUAUCAUGCACUGAUUCUUGAGACAUGGAACAAAAUGUUCCUCAACUUUAACUGCAUCAAAAUGAAUUGUCACUAGAGUAUUUACUAGAACACAUCAUCAUUUUUAUAUGAUUCAAAUGAAAGGGUACUGUACAUAUGACAUUAUCACUCACAACAGCUAAAUCACCUUCCGUCAACUUGAGACUUUCUUUAUGAAGAUCUAAAUAUAUAUUAAAUAGGACUGGCAAAUGAUUAAUAACGAUUACUCGCAUACAACAUAAAAGUUUGAGUUUGCCUAAUAUAUGUUUGUGUACUGUGUGUAAUUAUUAUGUAUAUAUAAAAACACACAAAUUAAUAUAUAUAGUUAAGAGAAAUAUGUUAUUUAUGUAAAAAAAUAUUUUUAUUUAUAUUAUAAUAUAAAUUCUAUAAAAAUAAUAAUAAAUACAUAUACUUUUAAAUAUUUCUUAAAUAUAUACAUGAAUGUGUUUGUAUUUAUAUAUACAUAAUAAUUACACACAGUACACACACAUAUAUUAUUCAAACUCAAACUUUUAUUUUGUAUGCGAUUAAUCGCGAUUGUUUGCCAGCCCUAAUAUUAAACUUAUGAAAAAUCAGAAAAAAAAAAUGUAAUUCAGUUAAUAUUUUAAAGCAUACUUUGUGGUUCAAAAUUGGAAAUUAUUAUUACAGUAUAUUUGAAAAUAUUUUAAAAUGAAAUUUAUUCCAGUGAUAGCAAAGUUGAUUUUUCUGAAUUUCCAGUCUUCAGUGUCACAUGAUCCGUCAGAAAUCUUAUAAUAUGCUAAUUUGAUACUUAAGCAACAUUAUUAUUUUCAGUGUUAAAAUACUAGUGCUGAUUAAUAUUAUUGUGGAAACAAUAAUUUUAAUUUAAUUUUGAAUUUUUAAUUUUAAUUUUAAUUUUAAUUUUAAUUUUAAUUUUAUUUUUAAAUUUAAUUUAAUUUAAUUUAAUUUAAUUUAAAGCUUUAUUUGCAAUCUUCAGAUCAGUUUUGAUCAAUGUAAUAUAUUCUUGCUAAAUAAAAGUAUUAAUUUAUUCAAAAAAAGAAAAGAAGGGAAAAAACCUUACGAACUUCAAACUUUCGAACGGAGGUGUAAACUUUUCACUUUUUUUGUUUAACCUAUUUUGUCCCAGUACUCAAGAAUUGGUGCAUUACAUAACCUCGCUAAUUACUUUCAGCUGAAAAAAAGCUUGUUCAAGUAUUUCAAAUCUGUAAGAUUUAUUCACUUUCAUCUCUCCUGUGGUUUUACAAUGUCUGUCAAUAUUGCCUUCCGUUAUGUUUUUAUUAUUAUUUGUGUAUAACGGAUAAAUACAUGUGAGCAGCAGGACAAAGGUUGGUCUGUCCUGGGCAGCUUCAUAAGCAAUCAUAUAUCUAAAAAUGAUUAAGUACAUAAUUAUUUAAUGAGGUGCUAAUUUAACAUGUGCCUUCAUUUAAAGAAAUGCAGUGUGGCAAAUAACAGCAUAUGAAUGCUGUCCAUGAUCAUUUCUACAUGAGUAUCUUGCUCUUUUAAAGCGACUAGCAGACUUUCCGCAAACGGUUUAUAGAAAUUUCUCAAUUCUUCAUUGCCUCAUCAUGUAAUUUCCUUGUAAAGUACAAGUUGUUCAGACUUUCCUCUGUUAUUUCUCACAACUCAUAUCAUUUUGUCUUCUCAUUUCAUUUUGGCUUAUCUCAAAGUGUUUAACAUCAAUCAGCGCUGGAUAUAUCAUACUUAAAUAUUUAUUCACAACCCCGUUUAUGGGAAAUUAACGAGCUGAGAUGGAAAGGAGAUUCACGGCACGCAGCGGUCCAGCGAAAUGGAGAAUAAGGAUCUGAUCGGGCUUCUGUCCAGGUCUCCUCCUCUCCACUUAGUACUGCUGGAAUAUCACAGGGCCCAUGAUAGGUCCUUGUGGAGCUCCUGCUCUUGUGUGGUUUGGACAAGCGUUUGAUAUGAAAUGAGAGUGUGGCGCCAGAGAGGCCUAUUCCGAGUGAAGCUCUAUGAAUAAAAUAAUAUUUUCACAGUU
Molecule: messenger RNA, 3578 nt
Organism: Labeo rohita (rohu)
Lineage: Eukaryota; Metazoa; Chordata; Actinopteri; Cypriniformes; Cyprinidae
Gene: clic5b
Product: chloride intracellular channel 5b
Exons: 6
Coding region: 117-1295 (392 amino acids)
Source: RefSeq, a predicted model, not a curated record